This is a messenger RNA of Entamoeba dispar SAW760, 2052 nucleotides long. Its product is annotated as ATP-dependent helicase NAM7, putative. The transcript is spliced from 2 exons. The record is from RefSeq and is a predicted model, not a curated record. Lineage: Eukaryota; Evosea; Mastigamoebida; Endamoebidae. Bases 1 to 2052 code for a protein of 683 amino acids. Gene Ontology annotation, biological process: regulatory ncRNA-mediated post-transcriptional gene silencing. Gene Ontology annotation, cellular component: cytosol; P granule. Gene Ontology annotation, molecular function: helicase activity.
AUGGAAAAAAUUGAAUUUCCUACAAGUCUUAAUGAUAGUGAAGAAAAAAUAGAAAAAAUUAAAAGAAAUAAAGAAACAAGUCAAGGAAUAUAUAAUGAUAUUGGAAAAUAUGUUACUGAUAUGAAUAAUAUUGUAGUUAAUGAAAUAAAUUAUAAAUUAGCAGAAAUAGGAAAAACAUUUUAUACAAUAGUUGAUACACAAAUUAAUGAAAUGAGAAAUAAAGAAAGAAUAAAUAUUUAUUCACAAGAAAAUCCAAUAAAACAAAUUAGUCAUAAAGAAGGAAUAAAUAAAAGAAAAGGAUAUUAUUAUUCAGAACAACAAAGUAAAGGAAUUGAAAAAGAUAAAAAAGAAAUAAAAGAAAAAGAAGUAAAAUAUAAAUUAUCAGAAACAUUUAAUCAUAAAAUUAAUAUGAAAGAAUUAAAAAUAAAAAAAUUUGAAGAAGAAGGAAUUAUUAUUUUUCUUGAUAUUGAAAUUUUUCAAAGUAAAAAAUUAACACCAACACCAGAAGAUCCAGAAGCUUUAAAAACAAUGUAUUUUAUGAAAAUUAAUGAUUUAAGGAAAGUUAAAAUUGAAUUUAUUACAUCAAAACCAUUAAAAUUUCAAAAAAUAAAUUGUAUUGGAUUACAUGGAUUUUCAGGAUCAACAGAAGUAUUAAUGCUUCAAACAUUAGUUCAAUUAUCAAUUACACCUAAAUAUUUAUUUUCUAAUCUUAUAGAAUAUUUAAUUUUUCAUAAAUUUACACCAUUAAAGAAACAAAUAAUACCAGAUAUUAAAAUAAUUAAUGAAUAUAAAUUAAAUAAUCAACAAAUUAAAGUUAUUAAAGAAGUUAUUCAAUCUCUUCAAGAAAAUAAACCACCAAUAACUCUUGUUCAUGGAGUUUUUGGUUCAGGAAAAUCACAUCUUCUUUCAGUAUUAUGUAUUUUAUUAGCAUCAUUAAAUUAUAAAGUAUUAAUUUGUGCAUCAACAAAUGUUGCAGUUGAUAGAGUUCUUGAAAGUUUAUUAACAAAAAACUAUAAAUCAUUUUUUCGUGUUGGUUCAUUAAAAAAAAUUAGUAAACAAAUUUUACCUUAUACUAUUUCUGAAAAUGAUGAUGGAUUAAAUGAUCUUAAAGAAUUAAAAAAAGAAAAAUUAUUAUCAAAUAUUGAAAAAAUAAUUAUUGAAAAUGAAAUUAAUGAAAGAAAAACUGGUAAUUUUGAAAAAAGGUCUCGUGAAAUUAAAUUAGCUUCUAUUGUUGGUGUCACUUGUGCUUCUUCUACAAAUCCUCUUCUUAAUCAUUCUUAUGAUAUUAUUCUUUUUGAUGAAGCUACUCAAACUAUUGAACCUAUGUCUCUUAUUCCUAUUCUUAGAUUUAAUCCAAAAUGUAUUGUUUGUGUUGGUGAUCCUAUGCAACUUGAUCCUGUUCUUCAAUCAGUUCAUCUUUCUGCUUCUCUUUUUCAAAGACUUUAUUCUUUAAAUUCUCCAAUUUUAUUAAAUCUUCAAUAUAGGUGUUGUCCUCCUAUUAGUAAUAUUGUAAAUAGACUUUAUUAUAAUGGUCUUUUACAAAAUGCUCCUAAUGUUUAUAAUCAACUUUCUCUUAUUCCUGAUGCUAAUGAAAUCAUAAUUUGUUAUCAUGACACUAAUGAUGAGUUUUCUCUUGCUUCUAGUUAUUAUUCUCUUUUCGAAAUUCGUGUUGUAAAUCAAAUCAUUUCUAUUUUAUCUCAUCUUCUUAUUCCAUCUGAUCGUAUCGGUGUCAUUUCUUUUUAUAAACAACAAUGUGCUUAUCUCGCAUCUUCUAUUUCUCUUCCACAAAUCACUGUAGCUACUAUUGACGCUUUCCAAGGCGCUGAAAAAGAUAUCAUUCUCCUCUCUUUCGUCAGAAAUAAACACUCUUCCUUUUUAGAAUCCCCAAAACGUCUCAACGUCGCUCUUACUCGCGCUCGAAAUAACUUAUUCUUUAUAAUCCACAAAUCAAUCUUAUAUCACCCUUUUAUCCAAAACAUCCUCUUAAACUCUAAAGUCUCUUACAUCGACUGUGACCUUCUUCUUCUCUCUAAAAAAUUCAUCUUUGAUUAA